CCUCGCGGGCCCCAAGGCUCUGUUGGCUUGGAGGGAGAGCAAGGAGAGCAAGGUGAUAUUGGGCCAGCCGGCAAACAAGGUGACAAAGGAGUUAUAGGCCCAGAGCCAAGUGACUGUGAACUUGGCCAUAGAGGUGAACAGGGUUCUAUUGGACGCUUUGGAAUUUUGGGCAUUAAAGGUAUAAAGGGAGACAAAGGUGAGCAGCUCAGAAGUGAUAACCUAUUAAUAAUAUAA
This is a messenger RNA of Protopolystoma xenopodis, 234 nucleotides long. NCBI's taxonomy places the organism in Eukaryota, Metazoa, Platyhelminthes, Monogenea, Polystomatidea, Polystomatidae. The record is from the annotation of a GenBank genome assembly.